CGUCACACGAGCUCAGCAAAGGCAAGAGCACAAGACGACGCAUAUCUCGACCAGCACCGUUUUCAACGUCGAGGCAUUGGCUUUCUCAACCAUCAAAAAUGGCUUCAAUGAAGGCUGUCAAGAUUAAGAAUGGUAAAGGCUCGCUUGACGACUUAUGCAUCGAUGCCAAGACUCCCAAACCGGCAGCCAAAGAAGGUCAGCUUCUCGUCAAGAUUGCAGCCUUUGCACUGAAUCGCAUGGACAUCACGCAACGAGAAGGCAAGUAUCCCCUUCCACCUCAAGCGGGUCCAAUCAUGGGUGUAGAAUUUGCUGGUGUCGUUGAAGAUAUGGGCGACGGCUGUUCGGACUCCUUCUCGGUCGGUGAUGCCGUCUUUGGUUUGGCGUACGGUGGAGCUUACGCAGAGUACAUCUCAGUGAGCGAAAAAAUGUGCAUUCACAAGCCUGAUGCGUUUGACAUGAUUACAGCGGCGAGCUUGCCCGAAGUAUGGUUCACUGCCUUGCAAGCGUUGCAUAUGGUGGGUGAUAUGCCUCGCAAGGAGAGCAAUUUGAAUGUGCUCAUCCACGCAGGUGCUUCUGGUGUUGGUCUUGCUGCUAUCCAGUUGGCGAAACAGGCUGGAGCGAAGCGCAUCUUUGCAACUGCAGGCAGCGACAAGAAGCUCGAAUUGUGCCGCAAGUCGGGUGCAACGUUGGCUGUCAACUACAAGACGCAAGACUUUGCUGAAGUUAUUCGCGCAGAGCUACCGGAGGGCGAGGACGUCAACUUCGUGUUGGACUUCAUUGGCGCUGACUAUUGGGGCAAGAACAUUGCCCUUGCUGGUCGAGAUGCGACCAUUGUGUAUCUGGCCAUGAUGUCUGGGUCAAAGCUCGAGGUGGACUUGAUGCCUAUCCUCUUCAAACGGCUGACUAUCCGAGGUACGACACUCCGUUCGCGCGAUCCAACAUAUCAAGGCAAGCUGCGUGAUCUUUUCUGCGAGGCUGCCCUUGAUAAGCUUGUCAGUGGCGAGUUCAAGAGCCAUAUCGAUAAGGUGUUCACUAUGGAGCAAAUCAGGGACGCCCAGGAGCGUAUGCAGACCAACGCUGGUGAUGGCGGCAAGAUUGUAUGUGAAAUUCAGCAAUGAUAGGAUGUAUACGAUGUAUUAUCAUGAAUUGCUUGCUGAGCUGCUAUUGUCUGAGUUACUGGCCAGCGCACAUGUAGUACUGCACGCUGCAUGAUCCUGUAUCCGACCCCGG
This is a messenger RNA of Protomyces lactucae-debilis, 1230 nucleotides long. RefSeq lists its product as uncharacterized. The record is from RefSeq and is a predicted model, not a curated record. The transcript has a single exon. The coding region runs from base 99 to 1118 and encodes 339 amino acids. NCBI's taxonomy places the organism in Eukaryota, Fungi, Ascomycota, Taphrinomycetes, Taphrinales, Protomycetaceae. Gene Ontology annotation, molecular function: oxidoreductase activity.